AUGGGAGGAGCACACAAGAACCUCGUUUUCGUGUACGGUACGUUAAAACGAAACCACCCAAACUAUUUCCUAUUAGAAGAUCUGAUCUCCAAACACGACGCCGUUUUCGUCGGUCAACGCACGACCCGGUUACAGUACCCGCUCGUUACGGGUCUAUACGGGAUUCCUUACUUGAUCAACAAACCCGGGUCGGGUCAAAAGAUCCGAGGCGAGCUGUAUUCGGUUUCAAAACGAGGGCUUGUAAGGCUUGACGAAUUGGAAGGGAUCAAAGUGGAGCAUUACGAGAGAUUACCGAUUGAGGUGGUGAUUGAGGAGGAAGAAGAAGAUGAAUCAAACGGCGUCGUUUUAGCGGAGGCUUACUUUGCUCAUUGUAGAUUUGGUGAGAGAUUGUGGGAGAAGAAAGGAAAGUGUGGGAUGUGUGAGUUCGGUGAAAACGACGCCGUUUUGUAUGUUAGGCCUAAGGAUAGGCCAAGGUUUAGCUCUGUUCUUGAUGAAAUUGAAGCUUUUGUGUCUUCAAGUAACGAUUGA
This is a messenger RNA of Arabis nemorensis, 528 nucleotides long. Lineage: Eukaryota; Viridiplantae; Streptophyta; Magnoliopsida; Brassicales; Brassicaceae. The record is from the annotation of a GenBank genome assembly.